UCUCUCUCUCUCUCUCUACAACUCUCUCUCUUAGGACUACCAUUACCAGUGUCCAUAACUCUCUCUCCCUCUUCUCUCUCUUUCUGUACCACUUCUGCUACUACAGCUCCAUUUAACCCAAUCCUACUACACAUCGAUCAACUUGAAUUCAAAACAGACAGACUAGUCUAGUCUAGUCCUGUCCUGUUAAAAAUAUAGAUCGAUCAGUGAGUGAGUGAGUGAGAGAGUCCGGUCCUGAAAGAGAGAGAGAGACCCACCAGAAACCAAUUAUACUAAAUUAAGGCUCGCUCUGUGUUCUACCUAUGCCUAGUACUACUAUGCUGUUUUAUCUCAUAAAACCCUACACACAGUUUUACUCACUCGUACUAGGACACUGAUCGCUGGCUUUUCUUUCAUUUCCAUGCGAUCAUGGAAAGCGGCGAUGAUCACUUCCACCCCCACCACCACUACCAACAACAGCAGCAGCAUCACCACCGCCCUAACUUCCCGUUUCAACUCCUCGAUCAGAAGAAAGAAGACGAAGCCGCCUCCUGCUCCAACAACAACUCCGCCGCCGCCAGCCCUUACCCUUCUCUAGCCAUCUCCUCCGCAGUAGAUCCGAUCAACCCAAUAAAUAACAACGCCACUGCUUCAUCCACCGCAGUCACCACCGCCGUAGCUGCAGAGCCCUCCAAGAAGCCGCCGCCCAAGAGGACAUCCACGAAAGACCGCCACACCAAAGUCGAUGGCCGUGGGCGCCGCAUUCGAAUGCCGGCGCUCUGCGCGGCAAGGGUGUUCCAGCUCACUCGCGAGCUGGGACACAAGUCUGACGGAGAAACAAUAGAGUGGCUACUCCAGCAGGCUGAGCCCGCUGUGAUCGCCGCAACCGGAACCGGCACGAUCCCAGCUAACUUCACUUCUCUCAACAUCUCGCUAAGAAGCUCCGGUUCAAGCAUGUCGGUGCCGUCGCAGCUCAGAUCUUCAUAUUACAGCCCGAAUUUCUCGUCGUCCUUACAUCAGAAUAGUCAGAAUCAGCGGCGGAAUCUGUUUCAGGGUUUAGGACUCUCGUCGUCAGACAGCUCGUCGACGCUGCUCAAUUUCCAGACUAACACCAUGCACUCUAUGCUUCAGGCCAAACAGGAGCUACGUGACACGGUGUCGUUGGACUUAUCCGAGACGGCUUCAGCGGCGGAGGGGAGCAUGGGACGGAAGAGAAGGCCAGCAGAACAAGAUUUAAAUCAAAUGGGAAGUGGGUACUUACUGCAGUCCAGCGCCGGAGCCAUUCCGGCAAGCCACCACAGUCAGAUUCCGGCGAAUUUUUGGAUGCUAGCUAAUUCCACUAAUCAAGCAGCAGUGAUGAGCGGAGAUCCAAUUUGGACAUUUCCUUCGGUCAAUAACAGUGGGUUGUACAGAGGCACCAUGUCCGGCGGCUUGCAUUUCAUGAACUUCCCUACCCCGGUAGCGCUGCUACCUAGUCAGCAGCAGAUGGGCGGCUCCGGCGGCGGUGGAGGAGGAGAUAACGGCGGAAACAACAGUAAUGGUGGAGAUCAUCAUAACAUGAGCGACGGGCAGCUGAACAUGCUGGCCGGGCUCAACCCUUACCGGCACAUGUCCUCGGAGUCGCCGCAGCAGCAGGCCAGUGGGUCCCAGUCGCAUCACGGCGGCGGCGACGACCGGCACGAUAGUACUAGUCACCACUCUUAGUAGUGUAAGAAGAAGAAAGAUGGUUUUUUUUUCUUUUGGAUUUUUGGACAUCAAAUCAUCAUGAGUAUGAAUGAAUGAAGGAAAGUUCAUCGUCGUCGUCGCCGUCGGUCGUCGGUCGAUCGUCGUCGCCGGUCCCCCACAUGUGUGGUAGUUUGCCUGUUUAACAACACACGUGAGGUUUGAUUGAUUGCAUCUCUGAGGUUUUUUAUUUUUACCAUUCAAUUUUUUUGUGUGAUUAAUAUUUUACAUCGACCCUUUGGAGGGAAGUUUCUUUAGGGUUUGGAAGUCGAAACCAAGAAGAACGAAGAAGUUAAAAAACACUAUUUAACAUGGGUAUUUUGGCUGCUGCUACUCUUAUUAUCUUCAUCCGAGUUCUGAUAUCUUUUUUUUACCGCAUAGUGAAGUCAAUCAAUCAAUAUAUACUGUCAUCAUGA
Molecule: messenger RNA, 2117 nt
Organism: Argentina anserina (silverweed cinquefoil)
Lineage: Eukaryota; Viridiplantae; Streptophyta; Magnoliopsida; Rosales; Rosaceae
Product: transcription factor TCP14
Exons: 1
Coding region: 409-1683 (424 amino acids)
Cellular component (GO): nucleus
Molecular function (GO): DNA-binding transcription factor activity; sequence-specific DNA binding
Source: RefSeq, a predicted model, not a curated record